Molecule: messenger RNA, 875 nt
Organism: Procambarus clarkii (red swamp crayfish)
Lineage: Eukaryota; Metazoa; Arthropoda; Malacostraca; Decapoda; Cambaridae
Source: RefSeq, a predicted model, not a curated record
CAGCCCCUGGACGAGCAGCGGCCCCUGGACGAGCAGCAGCAGCCCCUGGACGAGCAGCAGCCCCUGGACGAGCAGCAGCAGCCCCUGGACGAGCAGCAGCAGCCCCUGGACGAGCAGCAGCAGCCCCUGGACGAGCAGCAGCAGCCCCUGGACGAGCAGCAGCCCCUGGACGAGCAGCAGCAGCCCCUGGACGAGCAGCAGCAGCCCCUGGACGAGCAGCAGCAGCCCCUGACGAGCAGCAGCAGCCCCUGGACGAGCAGCAGCAGCCCCUGGACGAGCAGCAGCAGCCCCUGGACGAGCAGCAAGCAGCAGCCCCUGGACGAGCAGCAGCAGCAGCCCCUGGACGAAGCAGCAGCAGCCCCUGGACGAGCAGCAGCAGCCCCUGGACGAGCAGCAGCAGCCCCUGGACGAGCAGCAGCAACCCCUGGACGAGGAGCAGCAGCCCCUGGACGAGCAGCAGCAGCCCCUGGACGAGCAGCAGCAGCCCCUGGACGAGCAGCAGCAGCCCCUGGACGAGCAGCAGCAGCCCCUGGACGAGCAGCAGCCCCUGGACGAGCAGCAGCCCCUGGACGAGCAGCAGCAGCCCUGGACGAGCAGCAGCAGCCCCUGGACGAGCAGCAGCAGCCCCUGGACGAGCAGCAGCCCCUGGACGAGCAGCAGCCCCUGGACGAGCAGCAGCAGCCCCUGGACGAGCAGCAGCCCCUGGACGAGCAGCAACCCCUGGACGAGGAGCAGCAGCCCCUGGACGAGCAGCAGCCCCUGGACGAGCAGCAGCCCCUGGACGAGCAGCAGCCCCUGGACGAGCAGCAGCCCCUGGACGAGCAGCGUCUGCCUGGUCAUCUCCACACUGCCAGGUCCUUUAUAUUCCAGGUCCG